ACCUCACAACAUCAUCCAUUCGCUGCGUCCUGAAGUCCCCCAAAACAACGGUCGGCAAGAAGCACGCCUCCGUGGCGCCCUUUUCAGCUCAGGACAUGCGCGAUGGGCGUAGCAGCCACACCGCUUGCCCACACCCAAUCCGCCGCACGACUUAAACUCAAGCAAACAGCCUUGUUACUGAUCAUCAGGUGGGCGCUGGAACAUGAGUUCGGACAAAUCUCCGAAAAGGCGCCUGCGAGGCGCAGGGAGGGAUCCGAGCGUCCAGCUUGCUGUAAAUGCUGCUGGCGGCCAUGCAUGCAUGCACCAAGCUCUCUCGAGACACAUCGCUUGGAACGAACGCCGCCCUCCUGCGCCCGUCAUCGCCUUCUUUUGCCCUGCGCUUGUCAAAUCCUCCCAGGUGGAACACGGGACGGGAGGACGCGAGAGGCGGGCGGGCGUGCGUGGUUGGUUUUCCUUGGAUGGCGACGCUUAUACAUGCGCAUGCACUCCCUCUCCUAUAACAGCGUCGUCUGCACCUUCCCUGUUUUCCAGCCAUGCGGAGGAUUUGCUGGAUGGGAGAAUGUAAGCUGAGAUGGAAUCAACGGCUUCUGCCGACCUGGUCUGGCCGGGUCUCUUUUGUUGAAUGGUUGAUGGUACGGGAAGGGGGAUCUGCGUCCCGCGACGAGGUAAUGUCCUCCACGUGCGAGGCAGGAUCCUCAUCACUAGAGC
This is a messenger RNA of Neohortaea acidophila, 708 nucleotides long. RefSeq lists its product as uncharacterized. The annotation marks the transcript as partial. The transcript has a single exon. NCBI's taxonomy places the organism in Eukaryota, Fungi, Ascomycota, Dothideomycetes, Mycosphaerellales, Teratosphaeriaceae. The record is from RefSeq and is a predicted model, not a curated record.